UUGACAGCACGCAAUCUCCAGUUGUCACUUAGGGACCCCGCUCCUUUAAGGGCCCCUUGCGCAUGCGUGUUGCCCUCUUUUCCGGUGAAGAUCAUGGCGGGGAUAGAAGAAAAGAAAGAGACGAAAGUGCCAUCGGUGCCUGAAACCCUGUUGAAGAGGCGACAGGCCUUUGCUGCAGCGAAGGCUAAACGCGUCAAGAAAAUGUUGGCAGAGAAAAAGGCUCGCAAAGCAAAGAGAGUUGUUAUUUACAAAAAGGCACAACAUUACCAUAAGCUCUACAAACAGAUGUACAGGAGUGAGAUCCGAAUGGCCAGAAUGGCUCGCAAAGUUGGAAAUUUCUAUGUGCCGGCUGAACCAAAAUUAGCCUUCGUGAUUCGGAUUCGAGGUAUCAAUGGUGUUAGCCCUAAGGUCCGAAAAGUACUGCAGCUUCUCCGUCUCCGCCAGAUCUUCAACGGUGUAUUUGUGAAGCUGAAUAAAGCUUCAAUCAACAUGUUGAGGAUCGCUGAGCCCUAUAUUGCAUGGGGCUAUCCCAACUUGAAGUCUGUUCGUGAGCUUAUCUACAAGCGUGGAUAUGGAAAGAUCAGGAAACAAAGAAUUGCUCUUACAGACAAUGCCCUGAUUGAAAAAUCAUUGGGUUUAUGUGGUAUUGAGUGCAUUGAAGAUCUGGUUCAUGAAAUUUACACAGUUGGAAAGAACUUCAAGGCUGCAAAUAACUUCCUGUGGCCUUUCAAGCUUUCAUCACCUCGUGGUGGAAUGAAUAAGAAAACCACCCACUUUGUUGAAGGUGGUGAUGCAGGAAACCGGGAGGAUCAGAUAAAUAGACUCAUCAGGAGGAUGAACUAAUGCAGCUAUCCCAUGGGAUGUAUGAUCUCUCAUUUCUAAAUAAAACAGUUAAAAAAAUGUGUAUUUGAAAGAAAUAUUUGUACAAAAUGAAUGAUAUCAUGAUGUGAAGAUAAUUAGAGCAAAAGUGUUAGUUUAUGAAACAACCAAGAUGUUAGAAGCGGGUGUUUUCAAGGAAGCACAUAUAUA
Molecule: messenger RNA, 1029 nt
Organism: Erpetoichthys calabaricus (reedfish)
Lineage: Eukaryota; Metazoa; Chordata; Cladistia; Polypteriformes; Polypteridae
Gene: rpl7
Product: ribosomal protein L7
Exons: 7
Coding region: 94-843 (249 amino acids)
Biological process (GO): maturation of LSU-rRNA from tricistronic rRNA transcript (SSU-rRNA, 5.8S rRNA, LSU-rRNA)
Cellular component (GO): cytosolic large ribosomal subunit
Molecular function (GO): structural constituent of ribosome; RNA binding
Source: RefSeq, a predicted model, not a curated record